AUGGCUUAUUUGGACGAGCAAGCGGCUGAACCAGUCGUUCAAAGAUUUCUUGACAUGCUGUCCCUGAAACCUCAACUGAAGGAAGAAGUUCAUAGUGCUUUGCGUAAACUCCCAGAGAUGAAACUGAGGCCAGAAAAGACGGAGGAGGAUGAAGAUUUAGUGAACAUUGUUUCUCAGAAAAGCGAUGAAGAAUUUCCUUACCUGGACCCGAUUCCGCCCUGUAUGCUUCAUGUUGAUAUACGAGAGCUAAGUUCUGUUGAUAUCGACUGGAAAAUGUUGACUCUUGAGAGACCUGAAAACCCACUGGAAGUAGACAUCUUCAAUAGAUUCGUGUAUUUGGAUAAAGUGACUGUCAGUUGCAUCAAAAAUGAAAAUAUUCGCAGAGAACGAGAGAAAUCAAUACGCUUAAGAACCAAAGGCCAUUACCGAAGUCCACAGGAAAACGAACCUGAUAAAGCAGAUGAAUUCACUUACGAUUAUUUCAGUCGUCUCUUUGGAGCGAACAGAGAUCAACCUGCUGAGGAAGUUCCGAAACCGGCCCCACCUGUUGAGCUGAAGAAAGAACCCUCUCCACCACCUGAAAAGGAGCCACAAAGAGAAGAUUCUCUCUCGCAGAAGAUGAAGAAACCUCAACAUUUGUUCCGCAAGAAGAACGGGAAAACGAAACUUCGCAAGAAAAGAGGAAAGAAGAAGAGAAGAAGCAAGAAGCCCAAGCUACUGAAGAAAAAUUCUAAUUCUUUAAGAAGUAAUGGUCAGAAGUUGCUCCCCAAAAGACCUCUGAAACGCUCUACAAAUGUUCCAAAGAGAACUCAAAACGGUUAUCGGAAAAAAACUAAACCUGAUAAAGGACAAGCGGCCCAGUUGAAGUCCACACGUGCAAAGGAACAAAAUGCUGAAGAUGAAGAGAAAUCUGCUUCUGAGCAACCAUCGACAGGCAAAACGAAGAGGAAAGAUUCUUCAAAUAUUACGAAAAAGAAAAGAUCUGAUUCAAGUAAAACUUUAGUUCAAAUGUUAAAGGCUUCUGAAAAGGAAAUUCGGAAGAAAACUAAAACGAAAUCUUGAUUUAUUGAAUGUGAUGUAUUGCAGUGAUGGGACGGCUACCGAAGUGAAAACUUAAAAAUACUAAAGAAAUUUGGUAUAUUUGUGUAGGUGCGCGUGCGCGUGUUUGUGGUAUGUGUUUAAUUUUCAUUCAAAAUUAAUAGUAUUUUCAAAAAUUAAAGUUUUAUAAUUUGUAGAUUCAAAAUAUCAGCUAGAGUCUAGCUUUU
Uloborus diversus is the source of this 1265-nucleotide messenger RNA. RefSeq names its product activating signal cointegrator 1 complex subunit 2 homolog. The record is from RefSeq and is a predicted model, not a curated record. The coding region runs from base 1 to 1062 and encodes 353 amino acids. The transcript is spliced from 2 exons. NCBI's taxonomy places the organism in Eukaryota, Metazoa, Arthropoda, Arachnida, Araneae, Uloboridae.